Meloidogyne enterolobii is the source of this 3402-nucleotide messenger RNA. Lineage: Eukaryota; Metazoa; Nematoda; Chromadorea; Rhabditida; Meloidogynidae. The record is from the annotation of a GenBank genome assembly.
AUGGACUCCUUUUAUGUUAUAUUACCCUCAAAUACAGGAGGGGUUGAAGGAAAUACCACUUCUAAAUUUACUGUUCGAAUGCCUGAUACUCUUGAAUUGGAUUCAAGUUGGACUGUUGCACUAUCUAAUAUUAUAUAUCCGUUUUCUUUUUCAUUGGCCGGAGAUUCCGAAGAACAAGAAUCAAUAACCGUUUUUCGAAGAUACGGAAAUGAACUUUUACCAAUUCGUAUCGAGAUACCAGAUUUGUCCUUUGCCUCAGAAGAGGCAUUAGAAGAGGCUAUUAAUGCAGUUUUGCUUGAUGUAUGGAAAAAGGAAUUGGAUCGCGAACGAGAGGAACAGAGGCUUGAAGAGAAUAAAAAAAGAAUUUAUGGGAAUUUUCGUAAAAGGCGCGCUGUCGAAUCUAUAAAAGAACAGUAUAAUAAACAUGGUUAUUUCGAUCUUUAUACAAAUGAACUCAAUAAAUUUAUCAAGCUAUUAUCAGAAGAGGAUGAGGCAAUUAGUCCAAAACUUACAAAUUUGAGUCCAGGAGAAGGAGGAAAAAAUAUUCGUCUUUUGCCUCCUGCAAAUCAAAAAUCUCUUUAUUUAAAAGUUAUUGAUAAAUUUAUUGUUUCACACCAACCCUUAGAACCUACUGAGCAAUUGGCUAAGAAUGGCUAUUUCGAUAUGCAAAAGCAAACCUCUUUUAAUUUUAUGAAAUAUUUAGGCAAAAAAGGAAUUCGAUUACCUCCUAUUAGCCCUGCCCCUCUUGCAGUUGAUGGUAUAGAAAGGGUUCGGUUUCGUCCGUAUACCGAUCAAAUGGAGCGAGUCAAACAGGCUAUUAAAGAAUUUAUGAAUCCAUCGAGGGACGAUCAAGCUGAAGAGAAAGUUGUAUCUGUCAAUAGUCAAGAAAUAACCCCUGAAUCAACUCCACAAACAGAGGAUGAGCAUGAGAAUCCGCAGGUUGAUUACUCUCUAGUGACUAUCACUCAACAAUUGGAAAAGGAAGAUUAUUUUGAUAUGCCAAAGGACCGUGCUUAUAAAUUUAUAAAAUAUUUAAAUACGGAAAUUAAGGGCGCAAAACUUCCAAAUGUAUCUACGGUUGCGGGAAGCUCUGUUGAGACGAUUAGAUUAGAGCCACAAACUGAUCAGAAAGAUCUAAUAAUAAAUGCAAUUAAAAGCUUCAUGUCCAAUUCUCCAUACGUGCCUGAGUCUAUUCAACAAUCAGAAACAACAGAUUCUGUAGAAGAAAGUUUUGUUGAAAAUGAUCAAGAAAAUUCUAAUGAAAUUGAAGAAACUCCUGCUACAGAUGUGACUAGUUAUAUAAUUGACGCUACGCUCAAUCCUGAGCCUCCAGUUGAGUCAUCUCCCACUCCUGAGACUCCGGUGACAAGGCCAAUAAUCGAAGCUCCGCCCCCUCCUGUGACAAGUCCAAUAAUCGAAGCGCCUCCCACACCGGUGACAAGUCCUAUAAUCGAAGCUCCGCCCAUUCCUGCGACAAGCCCUGUAAUCGAAACUUUCCCUACUCCUGAGACUCCAGUGACAACACCUGAAGAAAAACACCUUGAAUCUAAUGACAAAACUCCUUUAGAUGGGAAAAUAACUCCCCUUUCAUAUGUAGAGGUAACGGAUGAAAAGCCAUUAUUAACUGAUGAGCAAAAAGUUUUAAUGGAAAUGGCCGUUCGUGCAGCUACAAGAGCAUGGAGAAAUAGUGUCGAGUUGGCAGAGCAAGCACAAAUAAAUAUGGAACUUGGUGAAAAAUAUUGGCAGAAUGCGCGCUUUAAGUAUGCGCUUAAAGAUAGUGUGAUUACAUUAAAAGAAACGGGCGAAACUGUACACUUAAGAAAAACACCUGAAAAUAUUAUUGAAUGGGUUAAAUCUCAAUUAAUAUUGUUAACUAAUCGUAAAAUUUCAAUUGAUAAAUGGACACAGGAAUGUUUAGAGUAUGGAAAAAGAGCUUCGGAAGCACAGCUAGAAACUAAAGCUGCAGAAACCCGCGGUGAUGUUUCAGAAGCAAGAAAAGCUGCGGAUCGUGCUAAGGCCGCAGAACGUAAGGUAAAGGAAGCAGCCAGUCAAGUUGAAGAAGCUGUUGCAGGACAAAAACGUUUAUCAGAAGAAAUUAUUGGUAAAGUUGACGCAGAACUUGCGAAACAGGACACGGCAAUCGAAGAUACUUCGUUAUUUCCUGUAUCUCCAACUAUUGAAGAUGAAAAUGAAAAAAUACCAGAAGAGAAUAUCGAGGAAAAUAUUGAAAUCCCUGAAGAACAUGAAGUUCUAACCGAUGAGGACGAAGAAGAGUGGACACCUCCAUUACCAGAAGAAACUAUCCAAGUAUACGAAGAAAAUAUUGAGGCGAACGAAGAACCAACGAUUAUCGAAGAAGGUACUGCGGAAGAAGAUAAGCAAGAGGAUACACAACAUGAAUUACAAACAAUAACCGCUGAUGACGAAGAGCAAUGGGAAGCUCCAUUACCAGAAGAAAUUAAUGAGGUACAUGAAGAAACAAUAGAAGAUACUGAAGAAGAUGAUAAAAGAGAAGAGCCUCCGCAGGAAUCACAAACAAUAAGCGAUGAGGACGAAGAGCAAUGGACACCUCGAUUAGCAGAAGAAGAUCCUGUAAGUAUUCCACCAUCAACCGCAAAUUUACUUGAAAAUAUUGUGCAGCCUAAAGUAGAUGAAAUAAUUCAUACAGAGGAGCGGCCUUCUCUUCUACGUCCUGAAAUGUUAAUUGGAGAGCCUCCUCACCAUCCCUCCUCAUGGAAAAGCUUCUUUGGACUUGGCGGUAUGUCAAGCGAAGACAAAACAAAACCUAAAGAGCUUCCAGGCCAAAAGGAAAAAGCAGAACCUCACAAAGAAAAGUUAACAAUAAGAGUUGAUGAUUCGGAUCCUAAUGUAAAGAAAAUGCAUUUUGCUAAAUAUGACUAUCCUCCUGAAUAUCUAAAAAUGCUUCUAAGCUUUUCCAAUAUACAACUAGCCGAUCCAAAAUAUCAAUGGGUUUCAGUACACUUUGAUAAAUUGCAUAAGAGGUUCCAUGUCUUCUUACAAGGAAACGUACAUUAUAUUCAAAUAAGUCGUCAAUUAGCAUAUACUCUUGGUUUUGAUUCUGAGAAAGUUCAUAGUGGACAAGUGGCAAAGUAUAUGCCUGAUAUAUCUGGGGGUGUUCGACAAUUUUUGGUUUAUGCGCCAAGGCUUGUUGAAAAUAGCAUAAUUGGAAACGUAACUGCUCCCCUAUUACGUGUUGUGAAUUUAACUGGUAAGCCUGGUGAUAGUAUUUCCGAAGUAUAUAUGACCGAACAUCAACAUCGUAUAUUAGGUAAACGUCAUCCAGACAUUACUAUUGAAAUUCGUACCUUAGCUGGAAAACUUGUAAAAUUCCAUUGGGGAACCUGUAUACUAACACUACAUUUUCAACGCUCUCUAUUUUAA